Messenger RNA from Mizuhopecten yessoensis (Yesso scallop), 3971 nucleotides. Its product is annotated as ATP-dependent RNA helicase DDX42-like. The annotation marks the transcript as partial. The transcript has 7 exons. The record is from RefSeq and is a predicted model, not a curated record. NCBI's taxonomy places the organism in Eukaryota, Metazoa, Mollusca, Bivalvia, Pectinida, Pectinidae.
UUGGUAGUGUCCUUAUAUUUGUUACCCGGAAAUCCAAUUCAGAAGAACUAGCUGCCAAUCUACGGACACGAGACUUUCAAUUGGGCCUCCUACAUGGUGAUAUGGGACAGUCGGAGAGAAAUGAAAUCAUCAUGUCAUUUAAACGCAAGGAGAUGCCGAUCCUUGUGGCCACAGAUGUAGCAGCACGAGGUUUAGACAUUCCAGCUAUCAGAACUGUGGUGAACUUUGACGUGGCCCGUGACAUAGACACACAUACACACAGAAUAGGGCGAACAGGCCGAGCAGGUGAGAAGGGCUAUGCCUACACCCUAAUCACAGAGAAGGACCAGGAUUUUGCUGGGCCUCUGGUGAGGAACAUGGAGGUAGCUAAUCAGUUUGUGCCUAAAGCAUUGAUGGACCUGGCACAACAGAAUCCCUGGUUCAGUAAAAGUAGAUUCAAGCAAGGAAAGGGCAAGAGACUAAACAUGGGAGGAAAAGGACUAGGUUUCAAAGAGAGGCCAGGAUUAGGGGCAGAUUCGAGUACCAGGACCCAGGACUCCACCAGUCUGGCUAGUUUCCGAGGUGUGGGAUCGUCUGCUGGACCUCAAAGUGACCGUAUGUCUGCCAUGAAACAGGCUUUCUCUGCUCAGUUUAAGUCCAACUUUGUGGCAGCUGCUGAAACUAUUGAACCACAGAAGACUGGUCAUAUCCUUGAACCAAUUAAUGCGACUCGCAAUCCUCCUCCUGCUUCACCCCCGGAGUCUUCAGGGGAAUCCAACAACAAACGCAAAAAACGGUCACGUUGGGACUGAUACUCAAAAGAACGGUCAUGCUGGGAUGGAUGAACUAAGGACUGGAGAUGACAAUCAAUGUGCUGCGUGAUAAUGUCACAAAGUUCAUUAUCUGACAGGUGGGAUCUGGUAUGCAUGAGGUUCAUGGGCUUGCCUAGCCAUCAAUUAAAAAAUGUCUGACAAUCGGCAAGGUCAGUUCCUUCUCUGCAAGAUGUUGUGGCAGCAUAUCGUGGUCUCCGGCUAUCGGACCCUCCAGUGUGAGUUAUUGUUAGCAGAGGUUGGUAAGAGUGACCUUAGCUGUGAAAUGAGGAGAAGAAAUUUGGAUCUGUACUGUAGAGUGUUUCGUGCAUUAUUACACAUUACAUGAUAAUGAAAACACAAAAAUCUAAGUAUUUAAUGUCACAGUCACAUUGUGUCAGAGGCAGAUUUGAUUGAAUUGUGUUGAAGAAAGCCAUAAUCUCCAGAACUGGAAUCCCGUACUGUGUCUUACAAAAGGAACAUUGCUCCUGAGAUUCUGUACAUGGAAGAGAUGGGAGUUUAUGUACCAUUUGAUCUCACUUCAUUCUAGACUUUACAAUAGAAGCUGUAGUGUGCUGUCGAUAUUAAUGGAUUAACUGAAAUAUACAAUAUAGUGCUUCAAGUAUUGUGUAGAAAUCUCAAGGUCUGAGAAACUGAGAAUAUAUCUGAAAAGGUAUGAUAGAAAGUUACUUCAGACUAUUGAAUAUUCAUUGUAGUAGAAUUGAAUCACAACUCAGAAUCGUGAAAAUAUGGCAUGGAUACAGAUAGUUUAUUCAAUAUAUAUUUCCUCAAAAAUUAAAAUGAAAACAAGAUUGUAUUUUAUUUUUUUAUCCGAAAUUCCUUUGAUGAAUCCAGGUGCCAUUCAACUGAGAUAUAGUUCAUGUUGUUAAGUUACAGUAGAAUUGAGUAAAAAGCUUGUGUUGACACACAUCAUCUUGGGCAUUAAAGUUAAAGGGAGACACGUCAAGGUGUGUAAACACUUCCAAUUCAUUGUCAUAGCUUACUAUUAGAUAGUUUGUAUAUAUGUUUAAAUCUUUAUGGCAACUCACAUCAGAUUUGGCGUCUUAUCUAAAGAGAGAUAUGUCAAAAUGUCUGUGGUGAUCACUCAAAGUCUGUUACUACUGUAUAGCGCAUCAUUAAUUAAAUUUAAAUCACUGCCUCCGCUAGGGAUCGAACCCGGGACCUCUGGCUUACUAGUCUUACGCUCAACCAAUCGAACUAAAGAGAAGUUCUAGCCGAGCGAUAUAUUGUGGCUAGUAUUUACCAGGGUUACACACUCCCAUUCAAGGAAAGAACUCGUCCUCAAGUUUUCCAAGGGUAACAGCGAUGCUUGUGGACCAAGGCCGAGUAUUGUCUCCCGGAUCCCUACGUGGGCGCAAAUGUAACGGAGCGCAUGAUUUAUUAAAUUUAAAUCACUGCCUCCGCUAGGGAUCAAACCCUGGACCUCUGGCUUACAAGUCUUAGGCUCAACCAAUCGAGCUAAAGAGAAGUUCUCUCUAGCCAAGCGAUAUAUUGCGGCUAGUAUUUACCAGGGUUACACUACCGCCAAGAUGUCAUUACUGCAGUGAACUAGAAUGUUUAUGUGUUCAAAUAUGAUUGUGGCAGUGCCCAAACAUACUAUAUAGUCCUCUAUUUGACUGCCAUUUUAUUCAGUGUUAGAUGAUAGCAGGUAAGUGUGAGCUCUGUAGUCUGCGUUGAAAAGAAAUCUUAACGAUGUGUGCAAUAUAAGUUGCAUCAGACUUAAUAUUUUUUCUCAUAAAUACAUGUAUAAAAAUGUAUAUUGUGUGUAGAUUUCACUUAUCUAUACUUGCUCAGUAAAGAUUGAUAGCCCAUAUUAUGAACAUUUUCAGACCAAUAGUACUUGAGUUUUUGUCUACCUGUGAGAAAUCUGAAAUGAUUUUGAUCAUGUCUUCCCUGGUAAUAGCAUUCAGACAGUAUGAGCGUAGUGAUUGUUAACCCUUUCACCACUGUAGACCAUGAUGGACUCAUCCAGAUCAAUGCAUGGUAGAGCUACUAAAGUCACAUAGGGGUGAAAGGGUUAAGGAGAGAACAACGCCAGGGUACGUCACUGUGGGUUACCAAUAACUAUAUGUUUUACUGUAUGUGUAAAACAGUCAAUGUCGCACAUUUCUCCAGGAGUCGAUGAUUUAACAGAUUUGUCUAUCUGUAGAAGGCCAUCCUCUGUCCGUUUUUUGUUUUGGUAGUUUAACUUUGAGGUUGGAUUAGUAUCUGUUGCUGUUAUCAGAGUAUUGAAGCAGAGCAGUGAUGAUGAUUUGGUUUGUUUGGUUUGUUAGAGUUUUACAUCCUAUUAACCUGUCAUGUAAGGAUGUACCAGGUGGUGGUGGUGGAUGAAAACCGCAGUACCAAGAGAAAAACCACCGACCAGUGGCUCGUUGGUCCUGGCUGGGGUUGUGUAUUGUAUAGAGUGGGGGUGAGGAUGUGUUUAAUGUCUCGUUGGUCCUGGCUAGGGUUGUGUAUUGUAUAGAGUGGUGGUGAGGAUGUUUUAUGUCUCGUUAGUCCUACCCAGGGUUGUGUUGUAUUCCCGUCUAAUCUGUUGUAAGAAAGAAUGUCCCAUUGUUUGUUGACGUGUAGGAUAUGUUAGUUCUGUUAUAGCAUUGAAACAGCAUUUAUUAGAGAAAGAAAUAUUGUGCAUGAUUGUUUUCAUUUGUAUUUUUGCUAUUAUUUUGUAUUUUGCCAAAUCAGCAAAGGUUAGAACCUCUACAGACAAGUGAGGUUUUGUAGAGUAGAGUUCACCAUAUCUCUCAUUGAUUAAUUUAUAUAUCCUCAGUAAUUAUAACAGAGAUAAUUAAAAACAAUUUGUUUCCAAAACCUGUUAUUGUUCAGAUUCUGAACUACAUUUCACUGACACCUAUUUCAGGCACCAAACCUUUUUUGGUUCAAGUUUAAUGAGCAAUGAUACUUAUUUCAUCACUUGUUUAUAAGGAAUGAAGGGUAAAUCUUCCAUAGAAUUUAAGAGCAGUGACAACGGACACAUUCUAAUGUAAUAUAAAUGUGUGUGAAAUAGUGACAACGGACCUAUUCUAAUUGAAUGUAAAUGUGUGUGAAAUGCACAACACUUCAUUACCACAUACAUUAGAAUGGAAAAUAUGCACUUGAUUUCGUGAAAUGACUGAAAUAAUGAUAUAGUGUUAUAUAUGUAGUCCUCUUGUCUUCAAAGGAUAA